GCUGUUAAAUUAACCAAUAGUAAAUAUUUGAAUGGAUUGUAUAAAAUCUUGUGACGAACAUGUAAUAAAUUAGAAAUAGAAGUGUCUUAACUUUACUUCCUGAUUAACGCAAACAACCGGAACAAGCGCGAUGUUUGCCCAUUUACCAUACAGACGGCCAUUAGUGUUGUUAACCGAAAGAUGUCUCCUUAACGUAAGCCCAAGCACAAAGAAGUUACCUCAACUAAGCAGGCAACGACUGACGCAAUUCCAGUCUCGUGAAUUCUAUCAAAAACGUAGUGAAUGUUCUACUGAUGCAACCAGACCUCGAAAUAUUUGGAAUAAAAUUUUCGGAAAAUAUUUGUUAGCAACAAAUAUUCUGAGUUCGGGUGUUUUAAUGGUAAUUGGAGAUUUGGUUGCACAAGAGAUUGAGUAUCGUCGUCAUCGCAACGAGUUGGAUGAGUUCGAUAUCAAGCAAGAACGCUAUGACACAAAGCGCAUCUUUCGCAUGUUUGUGGUGGGAUGUUUGCAAGGGCCACUGCACCAUUAUGUUUACAAGUGGAUGGAUUAUGCGAUGCCAGUGCCUAACGUACGGAACACACUUUGGAAAAUAUUAAUUGACCAAAUAUUUAUGUCACCAGCCUGCAUUUUAAUAUUUUUUUAUUCCGCUUGCUAUCUCGAGCAGAGAUCUGUGCAAGACACAAAUAAGGAGCUGUGUGAUAAAUUCCCAAUUAUAUAUUUAAUGGAUUGGACUAUGUGGCCGGCAGCACAAUAUAUAAAUUUUAGAUAUUUGGACACCAAAUAUCGGGUUAUGUUCGUAAACGUUUGCACAGCAGUUUACAAUAUAUUUCUUUCGUAUAUGAAGCAUGACUAUUGAAAAUUUGGCUGUAAUCCCUUAAUAUAUGUACGUGUGAUAUCGUACCUAACAGAAACCUUUGAUUUUAGAUAAACAAUUGAGAAAAUCGUAACAGGCUAUACCAGAAAUAAAGUGCUGGUAGAAAUGCCAUUAUUCUUAUACAACAAAAACGCCAUAUCAAAUAAACGGUUAUUCCCCCAACACGAAUGCGCGGUAUGGAAUAUCUUUAUCACGAUCAGGAUUAAUGAUAUGCAUAACUAUAAAACAAUAUAGAUUUAAUUUAAUUUUUAGAAAUAAAAAUAUUUAUUUAAAAUAAAAUAUAGCUAUUCGUAGAUAUUUAAA
Molecule: messenger RNA, 1177 nt
Organism: Bactrocera oleae (olive fruit fly)
Lineage: Eukaryota; Metazoa; Arthropoda; Insecta; Diptera; Tephritidae
Product: mpv17-like protein 2
Biological process (GO): cellular response to reactive oxygen species; mitochondrial ribosome assembly
Cellular component (GO): membrane; cytoplasm; mitochondrion
Source: RefSeq, a predicted model, not a curated record